Messenger RNA from Metopolophium dirhodum (rose-grain aphid), 1726 nucleotides. Its product is annotated as piwi-like protein Siwi. Gene Ontology annotation, cellular component: P granule. The coding region runs from base 1 to 1716 and encodes 571 amino acids. The record is from RefSeq and is a predicted model, not a curated record. The transcript has 11 exons. Gene Ontology annotation, biological process: regulatory ncRNA-mediated gene silencing. Gene Ontology annotation, molecular function: protein binding; piRNA binding. Lineage: Eukaryota; Metazoa; Arthropoda; Insecta; Hemiptera; Aphididae.
AUGUAUCGGAAAAAACAAGACAACGUUGAUGAUCCACCAGUUAUACCUUCACCGACUUCACCCACUGAAAUAAUUGAAGAUCAAGAAAAUCAAAGUAUUCGUAAAGUAUUGAAAAAUUAUUCUUAUCAAAAAAAUUGGGAAAAAUCGUUUAACUGGCUAUAUUAUAAUAUUCAAAAGGGUGGAGCUUUUUGUAAGAAAUGGAACAUAACUAUUCUAAACGAUAAACAGCCAAUGCUGAAAACUUCAGACCGUGAUGGUGGCACAUUAUACCUUGUUCCGGAACUAUGUUCUAUAACUGAAUUCAAUGAUACUAUAGGAAAAAAGCACCUGGUUAAAGAAUUGAGUCAGUAUACAAAUUAUGGACCAAAUAAAACAAUAAAUAAAUAUAAUCAAUUUCUUAGUAAAUUGCAAUACACACAAAAAUUCUCUGAGGCUUUAAAUUCGUGGCACUUAAGUUUGAGUAGAAAAUUAAUUAGAAUCUCUGGACGUAUACUACCUCCUGCGAAUUUAAAAUGCCGUAAUCACAUUAUCCCUGUUGGUGAUCAAGGAAAUUGGACAGAUCAAUUAAAACUGUUAAAAAUGUUAAAAACCCCAUAUGUUGAGAACUGGGUUGUCUUAGCUCCUUCGAAGUAUUUUUCAAUAGUAAAACAAUUUGUCUAUAAUCUAAUGCUUAUAGCGAAGACAAUGGCAUUUACACUACCAGAACCAGAAAUAGUACAAAUUAAUGAUGAAUCUCAAAUAUCGUACAUGAAUCAUUUGGACGAGAUUGUUAAUAGAAAUAUUAAUUUUAUUUUAUUUGUGAUCAAGUCUCGGAAUAGUGAUAUUUAUAAUGGAAUAAAUAGAAAGUUAUGUUUAGAAGCAUCAGUACCAUUUCAUUUACUGUCUUUGAAACAAGUUUCAAACAAUGACUUAUCAACGUAUGCCAAAACUGCCAUACGAAUAAAUUGUAAGUUAGGUGGAGUGCCCUGGUCAGUAGCGGAUAUCGCUGAUGAGAAUAUUAUGGUAGUUGGAUUGGAUAUGUACCGAGAUUCACUUAACAAACAUAAAUAUUUUUGUGCAGUAGUGGUUUCAAUAAAUAAUUGUAAUAUGAGAUACUCCAGUUAUGUUAAACUACUAUGUAAAAAAGACAUAUCAGAAUUUUAUGUUUCGUGUAUUGUUGAUGCUUUAAGUAAGUAUAAAGACUUAAAUCGAAAAUUGCCUAGAGGAGUACUAAUAUAUAGAGAUGGUUUAAAAUAUGAAGAUGAAUCAUUUAAAAAAACUUGUAUGUCUGAGAUUAAUUUAAUGCUGGCAAAAUGUUUGGAAUUCUAUCGUGGAUGUAUGGUUCCCUUUGCAUAUAUAUUAGUAAGAAAAUCAAAUGAAACUAAAUUUUUCAUUCAUAAUGAUUCAUUAAAUUAUAGAAAUCCACUACCUGGAACAAUUGUUGAUUCUGAUAUCACUAACCCAAAUAUAUUGGACUUCUUCUUGAUUUCACACACAGUCAAGUCUGGAUCAGUGUCUCCAACUUACUAUUGUAUACUGUUUAAUUCUAUUCCUCAGUUUUUGAUAGACGAACUACACAUGAUCACUUACUUCUUAACUCACGUGUACUACAAAAGUUCGCAUACCAUACGAGUUCCUGCACCGUGUCAAUUAGCAUAUGAUUUAGCAUAUUUUAGUGCAAAUACACUUAAGAGUACGGAAAAAAUAUUGUUACACAGCUAUCCAUUUUUUUUUUAAAUUAUUAUUU